Raphanus sativus (radish) is the source of this 353-nucleotide messenger RNA. Its product is annotated as serine rich endogenous peptide 13. The transcript has 2 exons. The record is from RefSeq and is a predicted model, not a curated record. NCBI's taxonomy places the organism in Eukaryota, Viridiplantae, Streptophyta, Magnoliopsida, Brassicales, Brassicaceae. The coding region runs from base 31 to 228 and encodes 65 amino acids.
GAGGGAGAGUCGAGUGUUUUAUCUUAAUCAAUGGCUGCCACCAAGACACCAGAUAUAGUUGGUUUUGUUAUCUCUUUCAUUCUUCUGCUCUUAUUAGUCUCCUUUCAAACUGGAGUCGCCGAGGCUAAACGCAACCUACGUCAAGAACGGUUUCUAGAGUCCCCUCUCCCUCCCACUGCUCCUAUAUAUCUGCCGCCCUCUAAAUCGCGUAGAGGAAGAGGUCCAUAAUUAUAUACCAAAGUACCUUUUGAGAAGUCACGGAGAAGAAUCUUAUGUAAUCGACAAGUUUAUCGUUGUUCACUUCAUGACCAUGACCAUGUUGUACGCUUUAUAAUAAAACUAGUAUUAUCGCC